Lasiodiplodia theobromae is the source of this 1014-nucleotide messenger RNA. RefSeq names its product Cell wall biogenesis protein glutathione transferase. The record is from RefSeq and is a predicted model, not a curated record. Bases 1 to 1014 code for a protein of 337 amino acids. Gene Ontology annotation, molecular function: glutathione transferase activity. Lineage: Eukaryota; Fungi; Ascomycota; Dothideomycetes; Botryosphaeriales; Botryosphaeriaceae. The transcript is spliced from 4 exons. Gene Ontology annotation, cellular component: cytoplasm.
AUGUCGACCGACAAGAAGAACAUUCUCAAUUGGGUGGAUCCGAAGGAUAAAUCUGGAGAGUUCAAGAGGCAGACGUCUGUUUUCCGGAACUUCAUCUCCAACAAGCCUGGCGCCGAAUUUCCGCCAGAGAAGGGGAGAUAUCAUCUUUACGUCUCAUAUGCCUGCCCUUGGGCCCACAGAACUCUCAUUGUGAGGAAGCUCAAGGGGCUUGAAGAUUUUGUUUCUUACACCAGCGUGCAUUGGGAAAUGCUCGAGAAGGGAUGGCGCUUCGCCACUCCGGAUGAGAAUAUUCCCGGCGCCAACACCACGCCGGAUCCGCUGCAUCCGGACUUCACGCAUCUUCGUGACAUCUACUUCAGCCAGAACCCCGAUUACGAAGGGCGCUUCACGGUGCCCACGCUGUACGACAAGAAGGCCAAGAAGAUCGUCAGCAACGAGUCGAGUGAGAUCAUCCGCAUGUUCUACUACGAGUUCGAUGACCUGCUGCCGGACGAGUACAAGCAGGUGGACCUGUUCCCGGAGGCGCUGCGCAACGACAUCGACAAGACCAACGAGUGGACGUACAACGACAUCAACAACGGCGUCUACAAGUCGGGCUUCGCCACGACGCAGGAAGCUUACGAGCGCAACGUCAAGGUGCUCUUCGCCGCGCUGGACCGCGUCGAAGCCCACCUCGCCUCGUCCCCCGGCCCCUUCUACUUCGGCGACAAGGUUACCGAGGCCGACGUGCGCCUGUACACGACCAUCGUCCGCUUCGAUCCCGUCUACGUUCAGCACUUCAAGUGCAACAUCCGCGACAUCCGCUCUGGCUACCCGGCCAUCCACCGCUGGCUGAGGAAGCUGUAUUGGGACGUUCCCGCAUUCGGCGAGACGACGCAGUUCGAGCACAUCAAGUACCACUACACGAAGAGCCACAAGCAGAUCAACCCUUUCAGCAUCACCCCCGUUGGACCGGAGCCCUCAAUCUUGCCAAAGGAUGAGGAGGUACCGGCAGUGAAGGCUGUGAAGGCGUGA